Molecule: messenger RNA, 4383 nt
Organism: Trichomycterus rosablanca
Lineage: Eukaryota; Metazoa; Chordata; Actinopteri; Siluriformes; Trichomycteridae
Gene: taok2a
Product: TAO kinase 2a
Exons: 20
Coding region: 362-3847 (1161 amino acids)
Biological process (GO): protein phosphorylation
Cellular component (GO): cytoplasm
Molecular function (GO): protein serine/threonine kinase activity; ATP binding
Source: RefSeq, a predicted model, not a curated record
AAUACCAGCCGCGCCGCUUACUGAGACUGGAAACCGUUAGCUAGCUGCUAAAAACCUGCUAGCCAGCUAGCUAGCUAACGGACUGUUUGGGAUAAAGACAUCUUAGCUAGCUAGCUAACUAGCCUGCUUCUAUAGAGCAACGUAGCGAGACACAGGGCGUUAGCUAGCUAGCUAGCUAAGUGUUAAGGUACAGCAGUGAUAGAUGGAAUAGUAGCUAAACUGUAGUUAGCUGCUAAAUAUGGCCCGCAUUUUUAUUUGAAUUAUUUUACAGACCCGACAGACAGUCAGCUAAUAUACAACCGGCUGCUUUAAAACACUUAUUUGUCGCCGGGAGGAUCUUCUGCAAGCCGCGGAGCUGGCCAUGCCUGCGAGUGUUCGUGCAGGGAGUCUAAAGGACCCUGAGGUAGCAGAUUUGUUCUACAAAGAUGACCCUGAGAAACUCUUUGUUGACCUCCGAGAGAUCGGUCAUGGAAGCUUUGGAGCUGUCUACUUUGCACAUGAUGUUCGCUCCAAUGAGGUGGUGGCCAUCAAAAAGAUGUCCUACAGUGGCAAGCAGUCAAAUGAGAAAUGGCAAGACAUUAUUAAAGAAGUUAAGUUUCUACAAAAGCUUCGGCACCCCAACACUAUUGAGUACAAAGGAUGCUACCUAAGGGAACAUACAGCAUGGCUGGUGAUGGAGUACUGUUUAGGUUCUGCCUCUGAUCUUUUAGAGGUUCACAAGAAGCCCUUACAAGAAGUGGAAAUAGCUGCUAUUACCCAUGGUGCAUUGCAGGGUCUGGCUUACCUACACUCCCAUAAUAUGAUUCACAGGGAUGUAAAGGCAGGGAAUAUUUUGCUGACUGAACCUGGACAGGUGAAGCUUGGGGAUUUUGGCUCUGCCUCCAUUGUGUCCCCUGCUAACUCUUUUGUGGGCACACCCUAUUGGAUGGCCCCGGAAGUGAUUUUAGCCAUGGAUGAGGGUCAGUAUGAUGGCAAGGUGGAUGUCUGGUCUCUGGGAAUCACAUGUAUAGAGUUGGCGGAGAGAAAACCUCCCUUGUUUAAUAUGAAUGCUAUGAGUGCCUUAUAUCAUAUUGCUCAGAACGAGAGCCCUGUCCUGGCAUCAAAUCACUGGUCAGAUUAUUUCCGUAACUUUGUAGACUCUUGUCUACAGAAGAUUCCUCAGGACAGGCCUACCUCUGAUGUGCUGCUCAAUCAUCGGUUUUUAUGUCGAGAGCGCCCCAUGUCUGUGGUUAUGGAUCUAAUUGCACGGACAAAAGAUGCAGUAAGGGAGCUAGACAACCUGCAGUAUCGAAAGAUGAAGAAGAUCCUCUUCCAGGAAACACACAAUGGUCCUGCACAGGAUGGAGCAGAAGAAGAGGAGGAUGUGGAUCAGUACCUGUUGCGAAUGGGCACAGUAAACAGCAUGGAGAGUUCUCAUUCAGUGCCCUCCAUGUCUAUAAGUGCCAGUUCCCAGAGUUCUUCAGUCAACAGCCUGGCCGAUGGCUCAGACGACAGCGCAGAGAUGGCAAUGAUGGGUGAAGGAGAGCAUACAGUCACCUCUAACAGCUCCAUCAUACAUCGGCCUACUGGUCCUGACAAUAUCUAUGAUGACCCGUACCAGCCAGAGAUAGACUCUCAACAACAGCAGCAGCAACAGGCAACAUCAGGGGCACGCAGAAGAGCACACUACCGCAAUCGUGACCAUUUUGCUACCAUUCGUACAGCUUCCCUGGUGACACGACAGAUCCAGGAACAUGAGCAAGGCUCAGCACUGCGUGAGCAGAUGACUGGCUACAAGCGCAUGCGGCGACAGCACCAGAAGCAGCUUUUGGCCUUGGAGAACAAGCUCAAGUCUGAAAUGGAUGAGCAUCAGCUGAGGUUGGAUAAAGAACUGGAGAGCCAACGGAACAGCUUCGGUAGUGAGGCUGACAAGCUGUCCAAGAAGCACCAGGCUAUCUUGGAGAAAGAGACUAAAGCAGCACAAGCUGAGGAAAAAAAGUUCCAGCAGCACAUUCUGGGCCAGCAGAAGAAGGAGCUUACCAACCUGCUGGAGUCACAGAAACGCCAGUACAGACAGCACAAGGAACAGCUUAAAGAGGAGCUGAAUGAGAAUCAGUCUACCCCAAAGCGGGAGAAGCAAGAGUGGUUGGUAAGGCAGAAGGAGUGUCUCCAGCAAAUCCAGGCAGAAGAAGAGGCAGGUUUGCUAAGGCGUCAGAGGCAAUAUUAUGAGCUCCAGUGUCGACAGUAUAAGAGGAAGAUGCUGCUAGCGCGACACAACCUGGAGCAGGAUCUGCUGAGGGAGGAGCUAAACAAGCGUCAGACUCAAAAGGAUCUGGAGUGUGCCAUGCUGCUAAGACAUCACGAGUCUACGCAAGAGCUGGAGUUCCGUCAGCUAGGUCUAGUUCAGCAUACGCGAGCUGACCUUAUUCGCACACAGCACCAGAGCGAACUGGCCAAUCAGAUGGACUACAACAAACGCCGCGAACAGGAGCUCCGCCAAAAACACAGCAUGGAGGUCCGCCAGCAACCCAAGAGUCUGAAGACUAAGGAGCUCCAGAUCAAGCGUCAGUUUCAGGACACGUGUAAGAUUCAAACGCGGCAAUACAAGGCACUGCGAAACCACCUACUGGAGACCACACCUAAGUCUGACCAUAAGGCAGUGCUGAAGAGACUUAAGGAGGAGCAAACACGCAAACUAGCCAUUCUUGCUGAGCAGUACGACCACUCAAUCAAUGACAUGCUGUCCACACAGGCUUUGCGAUUGGAUGAAACACAAGAGGCAGAGUACCAAGUUCUUCGGAUGCAACUGCAGCAGGAACUGGAACUGCUGAAUGCAUACCAGAGCAAAAUUAAAAUGCACACGGACACGCAGCAUGAGAGGGAGGUCAAAGACCUGGAGCAGAGAGUAUCCAUCCGCAGAGCGCUGCUUGAACAGAGGAUUGAGGAGGAAAUGCUGUCCCUGCAGAAUGACCGUUCCGAGCGGAUACGCACAUUGCUUGAGCGACAGGCCAGAGAAAUUGAGGCCUUUGACUCAGAAAGUAUGCGACUGGGCUUCAGCAACAUGGCACUAACUGGCAUCCCAGCUGAGGCUUACAGCCAGGGCUAUUCAAACCCGCCCUCAUCAGGAUCUGGUGGCUGGCCCUCACGCCCUGUGCCCCGCUCAGGCAGCCAUUGGAGCCACGGUGUCCAGAACUCAGCAGCACCUCCGUCUUGGAGAAGCCAGAACAGCACAGCAGCAUUCAGCAGAGGGGAAUCUAUUUCAAGCCGCGAUCGAGAAAGGGACACAGAGAGAGAUUUUGAUGUUCCAGGAUCACGUGGCAUACCUAGUUCUCUGUCAUCAGCAUCGUCAUCAUCUUCUUCGUCCUCUUCGUCUCAUCAUCGUCUGCACUAUAUGGCACAGCAGUACCACCAUCAAAGCACCCCCCACCUAUACCGAGAGCGAGAGAGAGAAAGGGAGAGAGAAAGGGAGCGUGAAAGAGAGUGGGUAGGCAGCAGUGGAGGAAGUCACCAUUCAUCGUCAUCGUCAUCGUCAUACGCACAUGGCCACUCCCGACAUACAUCCAGCCAUGCUUCUUCUCAGUCUCUGGCUUUGCUUCCUCCUCCACCGCCGCCUCCUCCCGUCUCAUUCUCCCCCUCAUCUCCACCCUCGUCCUCAUCAUCCUCAUCGUCUCAGGGUGGCUAUGGUGGCAGAGGUGAAGGUCUGGUGGUCAGAGGUCCUGGUCUGAUGGCCCUGAGAAACAGCCCAGGUCCACUAAGAAGAACGGCAUCAGGGGGAGGACCUGGAGGAGCAGCUGGGGAUGGAGGGUUGAGUCGCAGCACCUCGGUCACCUCCCACAUUUCCAAUGGCUCCCACCUCUCUUACUCCUAAAGUACACAGGCAGGAAUUGCCAACGAUAAUUCACAGGAAAGGUGCUUUAGAGGGCUGAUUAUUUCUUUACUGGUUUGGAUUAAGACAUUUUUGUUCCACUUUUAGUAUCUCGUGGUGGAUUUGGCUAUUCCUUUAGUAUUUUGUACAGCAAGUUAUCACGUAUACUCCUUUGGUAGUUUGGUAGAUCUCAGGGUUAUCAAGGGAGGGAUGGGGUGAGAGAAUUAAACCAAGAGAUGUUACAAAUUAGGAGAUAUGUGCUUUAUUUGAGGUAGACUGAAGAACGGCAGUUCCCAGAUUGGGAUGGUUAUCUGCUGGUGGAUUUUGUGUAGUUGCUGGGGGGAAAAGACAGUGGCCGAGAGAUACAUAAAAAUUAUUAGAAAACUAAACACAAAACAUUCACCGAACCACAAUAUUUUACAGAAAUGGUGAAAGCUGUUUUCAUUCAUUUUUUUAAAGCAGAUAUUCGACACUGAAUAGUGUUGAUUGUCCAUUUGCAAACAUUACUCGCCCUUAAUUAUAUAAGUGUACACUAAUCU